CAGGUACAGCUUCUCCUUUUAUGUAAAGCAGUUAACAAAUCUAAGUGCAGGACUUGACACCAGAUAGAGUUAAGGUAUUUUGUAUUGGCAGCUAAUGUGGUCUAUAAAAAUACAAUGGUUAAAAGCUCUCUGACAGAAAGUGUGUUACAGAUGAGCACCUAGUGCCCCAUGAAAACAACAGAAACAUAACUUUGUCUUCUGUUCAAGUUGUAAGACGCUAAAUGAGAUUCUUCACCUGCCUGGAUUUGCCAAAGUUUUGCAAAUAAUGCUUUCCAAAAAGUCCAUCAGUACUGAACAUGGUUGGUCACUUCCAGGUUAACAAGACAAUGCGCACACCUUAGUGCAGAGACUCUGUUAUGCACAAACGCUUUCUAUCUCCUUUCCUCUCUCAUCCGUAACACAUCGUAGGCUGUUUAUAGGAGGUUGCUAUUUUGUGGAAUCUCUUUUAACUGUCUGAUGCAUUUGGCUUAACCUUCUUGCUUCCUGUAUUUUCUAGAUUGCUCUGCUGAAACUGAUGCCAUUAACCAUGCCUCAUGCCCAUUGUUAGACACCUGCUCUCCUGCAUGCAUACAAGCACAGCAAACGUAUAAAUGCAGAAGGAUCAAAUGUUUCUCUUAUUUUACCAGUGACUGCUGCAAUUCUGACUUUAAAACUAGAUGUGCUGGGUUUUUUUUAUGAUAGUGAUGUACUUUAUCUUCAGAUCUUAAGACUGUUGUGAUCUCUGUGAAUUUAAAGCAUGCGCUGAGAGGACUUCUUUGAGAGCAAUUCCCAUGUUCACUGAAGCGCUUGUUCUGAGACAUCUGCUUCAGCCUCUUGUUUCUCAAGUUGGAUUUACUUUAUCAGGCACAGUAAAUACUAUAGCCAAAGCAUCUAGCACUAAUGAGUCUAAAGCAGAAGGAAAGGUUGGAAGGGAUAAAGGAGAAACAUUGCCUAUUCAUUUGCGCCAUAGGUGGGCCUGGCAAUGAUUCAUUUUAAGUUGGGGGGUAAGUUAUGAGUAGCAGCUUGGAGAAGAGUGUGGGAGCUAUUUGCAAAUGGGUGUCUACAGCGAGAGUGCUUGCACUUUAUUUAUAGGCAUUGCAUCUGCUGCAUAUGCCUCAUACGUGGUUUGGACUGCCUCUUUACUCCUUUCUUCUGUGCUUAGAAGGGCUUCAAAGACAUACUGUGGGAGAGAGGGAAAAGAUGGUGAAUUCUUCUAUUUCUUUUCUUCAUCUUCCUUUCUUCUUGGCCCUUCACAUUAAUAACUUCUAUUAGCACUGCAAAGAGUGCUGUUCACAAGCCAAGAACGCUGGUGGCCAAAAGCUGCUGGAGUAGGAAAAAAAAAAAAAAACCUCAUGCCUUGAAGUGAACUUUACUGAGCUUUCACAUUAGAGAAAACCUCUUGACAGAAACUUGCACUAUGAUAUAGAUCAAAACCUUUCCCCCCCCUCCAGAAUUUCUAAACUGGCACAGGGGAGAGUCUCUUGCCCCUAUUAAAAUGUGUGGUUCCUCAAUUAACUCCCUGUGACAGAGUGCAAAUCCUGGUCUAGAUUAGGGGACAGGAACACCUCUCUUAUGAAGAAAGACUGAGGGAUUUGGGUUUCUUCAGUCUGGAAAAAAGACGGCUGGGGGGGGACCUUAUCAAUGCUUAUAAAUACUUAAAGGGUGGGUGUCAGGAGGAUGGGGCCAGGCUCUCUUCAGUGGUGCCCGGGGACAGGAGAAGAGGUAACGGGCACAAACUUAAGCAUAGGAAGUUCCACCUAAACGUGAGGAGGAACUUCUUUACUUUGAGGGUGGCAGAGCACUGAACAGGCUGCCCAGAGAGGUGGUGGAGUCUCCGUCUCUGGAGACAUUCAAAACCCACCUGGACGCAUUCCUGUGCCACCUGCUCUAAGGUGACCCUGCUCUGGCAGGGGGGUUGGACCAGAUGAUCUCCAGAGGUCCCUUCCAGCCCUAUGGUUCUAUGGUCUAGGCACUUCGCUCUUGGGAGGACUUGAUCUGAGUGGUGGCUUUAAGUGAGUUUUGGGGCUUGGUGUGUCUGGGGUUUUUUUGUUUGGUUUUUUUAUUUAUUUUUCAAAUUUGAUAAACAAUGGCGUAAUUUUCUGGGAGACUUGGUGUUGGAGUGGCCAGGGCUUGCUCAGCGCUCUUUGUCAGAGGGCCCCCCUACCUGCUAUGAGCAUGUACAAAACCACAGGAUUUUGUUCCUAGUGCUGUAACUGGGCCUGAAACCGGACAGCUGACAGAGUCAGGGUAAGUCUUGCAUAAUUUAAAAACUAAAUGGAAAGUAAAGCGGUUAAUGUAAUUAGCACCUCCUAAUAAGCUAAGCUUGUUUUCUCUAGUGCUUUACCAGAAGGCUGUGAUCAUCUGAGAGAAACGCUGCUCCUGGAGACCAGCCUGGCCGCCUUCCAUUGAAGUGGGAGCGGAGCCAAGCGCUGCCCUUGGCUAAAGGUGCCCGAUGGCAGCGCUCCUCUCCCCGCCGGGGCCGCACCAGGCCCCCGUCCCAGACUGGAGCUGCAGCCGGCGCUGCGCUAGCAUGUGUUAGCAGGCCGCGAGUUUGAGGUGAAAAAUCCCAAACAUGAACAGCAAUGCACCACACCUGUCCUCAAAGCUGACUUGGCUAGAAGUGGAAUGUAGUUUCCUGACAGAUCUUCUUACAGAGAAGUUGUAAAUCCUUUGUAAUGGCCAACAAGAAAGAGCCUCCUUUUUUCAAUGAAGAUAAUAUGGGACCGUUUCACUACAAGCUUCCUUUUUAUGAAACUAUGGAGCUCUUCAUUGAAACGCUUACAGGAACAUGCUUUGAACUGCGAGUUUCCCCCUUUGAAACAGUUAUUUCUGUGAAAGCUAAAAUUCAAAGACUGGAAGGUAUUCCUGUCUCUCAGCAGCACUUAAUUUGGAAUAAUAUGGAGCUGAAGGAUGACUAUUGUUUGAAUGAUUAUAACAUUUCAGAAGGCUGCACUCUGAAGUUAGUUCUGGCUAUGCGAGGUGGACCUAUUAACACUAGAAGAGUUCCUGUGGAAGACCCUAUCAGGGAAAUGGCUGAAUACAUGGAUCCCAGUAGAGAUGAGAUCUGGGAGAAAGGGCCAUCCAACAAACAAGUUACCUUCUUAGUAUAUCGAGAAGGAGAUCAGUUGAAUUUCUUCCGUGUGGUAGAUCGGGGAGAUGGCACUUUAACGCCAUUAUCUGAAUCUUUGAGUGGUGGUUCAGUUUAUAACUUAUAUGCUGAUGAUGAAGAUGAGACAGAGGCAUCACCUUCUGGACAACAGAUUAUUGAGAAUUCAAUUACUAUGAAUAAAAUGAAACUACUCAAGGCAAAAAUGGAGAACAUGAAUCUAAGUAAAAAGCCUAAGAAAACUGUGAAAGUGAAACCUCGUCCUCCAAUGGCUCCUCGACCAUCUAGUGGGUCAGUGGCUGCUGCUCGUCACCGCUUUUUAAGAGUGCUCCCCCAUAUCGGACAGUCCUGCCUACCUCCUCCUGGGAAUUCAUAUCCCUCAGAGUCUUCCCAAAAUGCACUUUCAGCAUUGGCUACUUUGGCCACUGCUGGUAGAACAAUGCCAUCUACAACUAGUGACUUUCUUAAGGAAGAUGACACUUGGCAGAGCAACUCUUGGUCUCAGUCAGUUAGUAGCAUCAGAUUACCACCGAAAAUAUCUCGUGUCGAACUAGAAAAUGCAAAACUACCUACCAACAGUAUUCUGACUCCUGUUUCAUCCCUGCCUGCAAAUUCAGAAAAAGCAUCUGAAAAUGUGAACCCAACAAGUGAGGAGGAUGCUGUUUUGUUUCCGAAUCUAACAAAUGUAGAACUAUAUGGAACUGAAGAAAAACUUUUACCUGAAACAGAUGCUUUUGCUUUGUUAACGGAAGGAAGUACCACUGAACAGUGUAGUGAGAUAUAUGACAUAGGAAAGGUGAACCCAGAACUUGAACUGUCUGAUGGAGAUGAAGAAUCUAAGGUUGUAGAGCAGCACAGAAAACCGAUUAGCAAAGUGCUGAGCACUGCAGCGAUGGGGGCUGGUCUUCUCAGUACUCGUGAAUUAAGUCCACAGAAAAAUCUGCUUUUGUCACCUCUUCGGUAUUCAGCGCAAGUGGCACGUCACAGUUCUCUGAAACCACAAACACAACCCAAAUGCUUUGAGGCUGGUAACUUGAGAUCUACAGCCUCCCCAAACGUGCUUCGGUCGUUGGAAGUCCGUAGUAUAGCAGACUCCUCUCUUUCUAGGACUACUAGAUUUCAUGGCGUGAAAGUAGAGUCACUUGGCAAAAGACCUGAUGUAAUUUCUAAAGCAGAGGCUAGGGACAUCACAGAUGUGGCUAACAAGGCAUCCAAAGAACCUGUGAGUUCUGUAAGUAACUUAGGAUUUUUGGCUUCGCUGGCCCGAAGCACAAACAGGGAAAGUUUACAGAGUUCCUGUGGGACAGGCAGGUUUCGGACUUCUGGUAUUGCACUACCUACAAACCUUCAGCAUUUUCAGGAAGAAAGCUUUAGGAAAACUGCCUCUCCACAUGAAGCUGCUGAAUAUAUUCUAUCUGCGCAUGGGCUUGGAAUGAAUGGAAGUAUUGCAGCUGUAGGGAAAAGAGUAGCAGGUGAAGCAACCCAUCUUCCACCUGUGAAUGGCUCAAUUCAAGCAAAAAAGAAAAUUACAAAGCAUUGCUUUCUUUGUGGCAAGAAAACUGGAUUGGCAACCAGCUAUGAGUGCAGAUGUGGAAACAACUUCUGUGCAACGCAUCGCUAUGCAGAGACUCACACCUGCACCUACGACUAUAAGAGUGCAGGGCGAAGGUAUUUGCAGGAGACCAAUCCCGUCGUUAGUGCACCAAAGCUUCCCAAAAUCUAAUGUGGUUGUGCUGCAUGUGGCUGUUCUGCCAUUGAAGAGUUGUAUUACAUUGAGAGAAGCACUUGCUUAAACUGUAUAAUUUUGCCAUGCUCCAUAUUUAAAGAUUUGCCAAGUAAUAAAAGCACAUGAGGAUGCAUCCUAUCGAAGAAUAAUGUGAACACUACUGCAGUUAAAACUUUUCUUCUUUAGUGAAUGGAAAGUUAAAGAUUAGUUUUCAAAAACUUACACUAUGUUUUAACUGUUACUGCACGUCUUGUGUUGUGUUUUAUAUAUGGAAAAGCUAUUUCACUAGACAAGUCUUCAAAAGAUGCACUUUACUAACUUUAUUUACUGUAUAACCAGACUUGAGGGGGGUGUUGUAAUGAGGGUGUCAUGUAUUGUCUUCUGUACUCUUGCGUUUUUGUCCAUUGCGUGGUAUCAGAAUUAUAAGUUAUUUCACUAGAAAGAUCCUUCUCCCUCCCCUUUCUUCAAACAGCCUACUUUGAGAUUUUUUUAAGGGGGUCGUGUGUUCCCCACCACUCUGUUCCGUUCAGAUUGGUAUUCAUACACUGUGUAUCCAUUCUGGAAAUUACAUACCAUAUUAAUCACAUUUUCUUAAAAUAAUACUGUUUAUAUGACAAGUUUGUUUUUAAAUAGGAAACUCCCCCUUUGCCAUUAAAUAUAAGGAACAAGUUAUUUUAAUGGUUUUUGUAAUCCUAGGUUUUUUUAAGCCUUCACAACCUGGUUUGUUAAGAUGUUGAAUGCUGUUACUGGAAGAAAUUCUAAUAAAUAUUAAAUUUUAUUCUGGUUUAUGCUCUUAUAAAUGCACAAAAUAACUUUUCCUAUCUUACAGCAUGCUCCUAAAUUAAAAGUUGGACUUUGUUGUAGGGGGAAAGGGGAUAUUUUUUAUUUCCCAGCAACUUCAUUAGGAAUAGUGUGACCGACACUGUGUGCUUUAAAUAAACCUUCUGAAGUCUUACAGAUGUACUAGCAAAGGAAAAUAGGUGUGCAACAAAUGGUGUAUGUUAACCUGCAGCCUUUCUCCCCUCCAGCUGAUACUGUACAAAGGCAGCUCAGUAAUUGCAUGAGACACCUUUAACGAGCAUGCAGCUACUUGCAGAAAGUGAUGUUGGAGGAAUAUACCUGCUGAAAGCCUUUCCUCUUUCGUUUUCUUAUUGUGCCUGAAAUCUUUUUAUAAGCUUACGUUGCUUGAGGUGUUCUGGUAUAAACAGAUUAACCUACAACAAACCACCAAAACAACAGCAACCCUUCCACAUUGCAUCUAGACAAUUGAAUGUCAUGGUCCCUUUCUUGCCAGAGUCCUCAGCUACUUAGUUGGUUGUGGCAUUAAAAUGAUCUAUGCUGCGUUCUAGUUGAACAGUAGCAGCUGAUGAGCAUGGCAAUCAAAAGUUGGGCCAAAAAAAGAAGAGGAUCACUGAAAGGGAGAAAAGUAACUUCAAAAAUUCUCAUCCUUGGAGGAAACCCAGUUCCUGUAGUCCACCUGGAACUUAAGCCUUCUGGAGUUUUCAAAGAGUGAUGACCUCAGAAAAAAAAAUUCAAAAUCAUUCUUCUGGGCAGCAAUAAGGUAAAAAGGUAGUUCUGUGUGUGUGUGACCUCUAGGCUUAUUCUUAGUGGACAAAGUUGCACCUAGUAUGAAGAACAUGCUACUGAGCAGUGCUAGAUGCCUUGAAUGUGCCUGUAGUUUUUAAUUCGUCUCCAGCACGGGACAAUAUUUGAUGCCUAAGGAACAGGACAAACAUGCUAGUGUUUUCCCAGCAGUUACUUAUUUGUGGCUCAGCAGCUUUCUUAAGACAGAGGUGUUGGUCUUUCUGUAGGUUCAGUAGAGAUUUGCUAAGAAAUGGAAUUAAAAUAAUAUCAGCUGUCAUCACUUAAUCUGAUUUUCCAUAAGUAUAAUUGUCAGGAAAUGAUCUUGUAGUGCAUGAGAAUGGCCAUACGCAGAUUUUAGUAAGACUGCGUAACUGAGAUGUGUGGCAGGAAGUUUGAGUCAAAUCUCAAUUGUGACUCUCCCUUUCUGCAAAUAUGCAUAAUGAAGUGCACAACAAUACUUUUCAGAAAAUGCAAUGCAGUAAUAACCUAAUUUCCAUGUGUGUAGGUUGUCCUAAUUUUUACUAUACCUCAUUUUGAUUAUACCUAAUGCAGACAUUUCUUGUGCAGAACUCUUCUGGUUUUGCUCUUGUCUCCAAUACUGUUACAGGCACUCUUAUUUUCAACCAGUAGUAUAGCCCUAAGAGCACUUAAAUUUGUAAUUAACUGUUUUAGUUGCUAAUUUAUAUGCUAUUGGGUUUUACCAAAUCCUGUGUUAGUCUGUGCUAUGGAUUAAUUCCUGUUUACUGUGUAAACUUACCUAAAUGGUUUGGUUUUCUGAGUAUUAGUCUGUGGUGCUACACAUCUGCUGUAGACAAAUGUUUAGCUUUUGUGUAUUUGUUCAUGUAAUUAGAUUGUAUCAUAAAGCAUUUACAUAAUGGAAGUUUAACAAUGACUUUGGUGUGUGCUUCUCUACCUUUCUGUCUUUUUUACAUGUUGCUUUUAUGCUUGAGGACGUGUGAGGCAUAACCAGGGUGGUGUCUUGUUGAAUGACCUCCAGGAUUCUUUUGUCAAAUUGAUAAGCACCACAGAGGUGUCCAAAGUGUUUCUGGAUCUUGAACAAAAUAUUUCCUUUCCCUGAAAUCUGUAGAAGGUCAUGGUUAUAAAAAUCUGUCUGCUUGCAAUUCCCAUCUCUAUUCAGUUUGCAGUCCCCAGGGUGUAAUUGCACUCAUGUCUUUU
Chroicocephalus ridibundus (black-headed gull) is the source of this 7571-nucleotide messenger RNA. RefSeq names its product zinc finger AN1-type containing 4 (gene ZFAND4). Gene Ontology annotation, molecular function: zinc ion binding; protein binding. The transcript has 10 exons. Lineage: Eukaryota; Metazoa; Chordata; Aves; Charadriiformes; Laridae. The coding region runs from base 2655 to 4808 and encodes 717 amino acids. The record is from RefSeq and is a predicted model, not a curated record.